Molecule: messenger RNA, 2034 nt
Organism: Erythranthe guttata (spotted monkey flower)
Lineage: Eukaryota; Viridiplantae; Streptophyta; Magnoliopsida; Lamiales; Phrymaceae
Product: BTB/POZ domain-containing protein
Molecular function (GO): protein binding
Source: RefSeq, a predicted model, not a curated record
GUUAAAAAGCCAACAUUUCUUUGCAAUAGUCGGUCAAAGGGUUUGACUAACGAAAUUAGAAGAAAAAAACUAACGGCAGGGGGGUAUUUGAUGUUUUCAAUACUUCAGGGGGGUAAACGAUAUAUUUAUCAUAGUACAGGGGUGCAAAAUGAAUUUUACCCAGAUAAAUUUAGGUCUACAAAAAUUUACGUAUAUAAUUCAGGGUAAGUAAUUAUAAUUAUCCAAAUCAGACGGGCAUUUUCGUAAUUUGGUCUUGACGUCAUUUGGCUAAAAAAAAUUGAGAAAAGCACACUAAAAAAUCUUCCCCCCUUUAAAUAAUCAAACACAUCAACCUGAAGUGCAGUGUAAGCCAACACAUCAUCUCUCUCUCUACUCUCUCUCUCUCUCUAUCUUUCUCUCUCACACAAACACACACACAGAGAGACACACAGUAAAGAGAGAAAACAACAAAGCAAAUAAAAUCACUCAAAAAAAACUUCACCAUCAAUGGCGUAGAGAACGAUCAAACAUAAACCUUGCGUACCGGAAACCUCCAUAUUCAACUAAUCAACAAUCUUCACUCCAAAACAUAUUCAAAAUAUUCAAAUAUAUAAUAUAUAUAUAUAUAUAGUGGUGUGAGAAACAGAGAGAGACUGUGUGUGUACUGUGUGAGAGAGAGAGAGUUGAAUAAAAAUAUAUGAAGAGGAGAGCAGAAGGCAAACCUGGGAAAGCACGGCGACCAUCAGUUCCUGGACGGAUUCUUCGGCUGCAUCAAUGAAAUCACGGCGGCGCUUGUGUUCACUAGGAUGAGUGAGUCCGCCUACCGAGUCGAAACGACGUCGCGCCUCGCCCAAUGGCGGAUCGAGAAUCUCGCCUCCUGCACUUACAGAAAAUCCGAUCCUUUCAAGAUCGGCAAGUGGAAUUGGCAUUUAUCUAUGGAGAAGAACAGGGCCUUGUUCAUUAAACUGUACCCCGAAAUAUCGAAUUUAACUCGAGAGAAUCCUCCGAUUGCAUCGUUCGUAAUCAGAGUGGUUUCCUCUGUGGGAGAUCGCAAGUGUUUAGUUCAUCCAGAAAUUACCGAUAAGCAGCUCAAAAGCAACGAGGAUUUCGUCUGGGCUAUCGAGGUUCCGUUAAGUGGCAAAUUCAUCAUCGAUGUUGAGUUUCUUGAUCUGAAAAUCGGAUCUCCAGACGGCACAGAACUUUGCUCGAUUUGGAGCGAAGGAUUCACACAGAGACAAUCAAAUGAAACAGCUCUUACAUCACUAGGUCGAAUGUUGUCCGAAAGCAUCCACACGGAUAUUGCAAUCAACGCCUCAGACGGAAGCAUCUCUGCACAUAGGGCAGUUCUAGCAUCCAGGUCACCAGUUUUCCGAAGCAUGUUCUCGCACGAUCUCAAAGAGAAAGAACUAUCUGCGAUAAACAUUUCAGACAUGUCAAUCGAACCUUGUCAGGCUUUUCUGAACUACAUAUACGGAAACAUACAGAACGAGGAAUUUCUGACGCACAGGCUGGCCCUACUUCGGGCGGCGGAUAAGUACGACAUUUCGGAUUUGAAAGAAGCCUGCCACGAGAGCCUUCUAGAAGAUAUUGACGCCAAGAACGUUCUAGAACGACUGCAGAACGCUUCUUUAUAUCAACUACCAAAACUGAAGAGUAGCUGCAUGAAGUAUCUGGUGAAGUUUGGUAAGAUUUUCGAUAUUAGAGAUGAUUUCAAUGCCUUUGUUCUGUGUGCGGAUAGAGAACUGAUUUCUGAAGUACUGAACGAAAUUCUCGCUGCUUGGAAGGGCUUCUGAUUAAUCCUGUCUGAACGAAAAAAAAUGGAAAAAUAUAUUAGUGUGAAAGUACAGCAAUUCAUUGUCUGAAGAUGGAUAUUCUUUUGUGUAAGUUUGUUUUUACGUGUACAGGAAUUGAUUUGAUUUGAUUGGCGGAUGAAUCUUCGUCCGAUGUGUAUAUAGUUUGGGUUGAACUAGAUAAGAAAACCGCAGUGUAAAACGAUGUACAAUGUAUGAAACAAAAUUGUGAUUUGUUACUUACGAGAAUCGACGUUUGUUUUCA